Messenger RNA from Rhagoletis pomonella (apple maggot), 1377 nucleotides. RefSeq lists its product as uncharacterized. The coding region runs from base 31 to 1377 and encodes 448 amino acids. The record is from RefSeq and is a predicted model, not a curated record. Gene Ontology annotation, molecular function: nucleic acid binding; RNA-DNA hybrid ribonuclease activity. NCBI's taxonomy places the organism in Eukaryota, Metazoa, Arthropoda, Insecta, Diptera, Tephritidae. The transcript has 3 exons.
GAGGCUAUAAGUGCCCUUGAGGGCAAACUGAUGGCUUUCAGUAAUAGGUGCAAAAGUCUAAAUCUUGGCAUAAAUGUGGAAAAAACCAAAUUCAUGUGUGUAAAUAGCAAUAGGUUUAGCUCCUUUUCUUUAUACUUGGAUGGUAAAGAAGUUGAGCAGGUCCGCUCGCUAAAGUGGUUGGGGAGGGUAAUUACUGCGAGUACAUCGGUAAAUAAUCAGGUUAGCAGACUAAAAAGGAUUGCGGUACCGGGUAAGAAUCUUAUCAAAUGUUUAACACCUAUAAAAAGCGGUUUGGUGCCCAAAGUAGCUUUAAAUUUUUAUAAGUCCUUUGUGAGAAGCAAGGUGGAAUACGCUAACUCCACUUAUGCGGAUGCACCUAUUGGGUACAACAAAAAGAUACAAGUCAUUUUGAAUGAUACUCUUAGGCGGUGCUUGGGGCUUCCUCCAAGUGCUCCGGUGCAUGUGAGGUAUGCUUUGGCAGGCGAGCUUCCCCCUCUGAAAAGAGCGGAAUGGUUGGCUGCCAAGGAGCUCAGCAGACAGUGGCUUGUAAAUCCUCGCCUCAGGGAUGACCUGAUGAGUGGGAGUGUCUCUAAAUCCAGUUAUUGUUUUGUUUACGAAAAGCACAAAGCCGUUUUCAAUCUUCUUGGUACUGAUGUUUCUUUUUGUAGGCAUCGUAACCUCCACGUGGAGCUUUCGGAGCUGGGUACUACCAAAAAUAAUGUUAGUACGGUACAGUUGAAAAGUAUUUUUGUCUCUAGACUAAGGGAACUGCAGAAUAGUGGUUUUUACCUCCUUGCCACGGAUGCGUCGGUUUCUGAUGGAAGGGUGGGUUUCGCAGUCCAUGAUCCUCAAAAAAAUGUGUCAUUCUUAUAUAGAGUAGUGGGUGAUUUUUCCUCCACCCUCGGGGAGCUUCUAGCAAUCAGGCAGGCGGUUCGGAUGAUGGUCAAGUUGGAGUGUAAGAAAAUUGCCAUUCUUUCAGAUAGCAUGGCGGCGUUGAGAUUAAUUAACAAGAAACGAACGACUAAUCACAUUGUUGCGGAGAUUCAAAAUUUGAUGCACAACUCAAAGUUUGAAAGCAUAAAGCUUAGUUGGGUUCCCAGUCAUGUGGGGUUAGUGUACAAUGAGAAAGCGGAUUUAGCGGCAAAGGCUGCAGUGAGAAAUGGACAGGACAUGCAUAUAAAGUUUACGGUUGAGGAGGGGCUUAGAAGAAUUCGGCAAGCCAUUUGGCGUGAGUGGGAGAGUGAGUUUUCGGAUAUUUCUCAAUCCAAAGGUAAAGUUUUUGCUGAAAAUGGAGGUAAGACUAUUAAUUACAAGCACAGCAUCAUCAACGGUGAUUGCAAGAACUACUGCAAUCCCUGCGGUUUUUCCUCUUGGUAA